AUGCCGGGUGGGAAGCCGGCGGGUUCAUCUGAUUCCCAGUGCGAGACACGGGGAGUGGGAGGAGGCGGCGGCGGCGAGGGGGCAGAGAACGGGCCCUCCUGGCACGUGACGCCUAGGCCGCCUCUGAGGAAACUCGCCUCUCAAAAUGGCGGCGGCGGCGGCGGCGGCAGCAACAACAGAGGCCUUCUGUUCCGUACUUCGACCCCCUACGACCACGGCAGGAGCCACCGCGGGCGGCGGCGGGAAGUGAGGUUUUCUGAAGAAGUGCUCGAGCACUCGGCUGACGGGAGCACGCCGCGGCUGCACACGGUUGCGACGCCGGUCAGAGGAAGGUGGAGGAAAAUGAGGGAGGAGGAGGAGGAGGACGCGACGGCGAAGGAAGUGAAUGAGGAAGCGCCCCGAGCAGCGCCAUACAGGCUGCGCUCUGCCCAGCGCAAGCCCUCCGCGCCUUUCAGGAUGAAGGAGACGGCAGAGGAGCGGCAGCAGUCUCAGGAGGAGUCGGAUGGCUCCUCGGAAGAAGACCUUUCUUCAACCAAAGCUAGAAGCAGAGCAUCCAACAAAAACUCAAAUUUCCAAACAAGAACAGGGAAUAUAAACAUCUUUGGAAUUGAUGAUCUCAAGCUUGUUCGGCCAGCUCUUAGAAGUAAUCCAAGCACAGGAUUUCCUUAUGACCAAGCCAGAGACUCUACAAUAAAAAAAUCAGACGAUGAAGCAACAGUAGAAGAAAGUGAAAGCAAACCUGGAAUUGGAAAUACUGCUACUUUUCAGACAACUAGGAGGUACCAGUUAAAGAAAGAUUCACAAUAUUUUGAUCAAAAGCCGCAAGGAUCUGAACAGAAAGAAACUAUAAGGUUAAGAACACAAAACCAUAUACCGAAGAAGCAACCACCGGCUGCUCCCAAAAGUUCUACACAGUCUGAUGGUGGGCACUCAUUUAUAAGAAUUCUGAUAUUUGUAGUAGCUUGCAUUGCAGCUGGUGGAUGGUACGUGUUUCAUUCAUCAUCCCGUACUUUGGAAAUUGAUGAUAAAGCCCUGAAAUCAUUUCAGAACCAGAUGAAAAAACUCAUGAACAGCUACCCAAGUCAAGAUGAAAGGCUGUGGACGAGAAUACAAACCACCUUUGAGAAACGUCUCAACUCUUCUCAACCUCAUUUGGAGCCGGCCAUCUUAUUGCUCACUGCUGCAAAAGAAGCUGAAGAUGCCCUGAAGUGCUUGAGCAACAAUAUUGCUGAUGCCUUCUCAUCCUCUCAGAGUGCAGCUAUGUUAAAAAUUGAUGGGGCUGGCAAGGCUGCUCUGGACAGUGAUCUUGCCAAACUCAUUGUUGAUGAAGAGUUGAGCUCUGGGUUCAAUGGAGGCAAGAAGGCAGCGGUAGUGCAUCGAUUUGAGUUGCUUCCUGCAGGUUCCACCUUGAUUUUUUACAAAUACUGUGACCAUGAAAAUGCAGCGUUUAAGGAUGUAGCGCUACUCUUAACUGUCCUCCUAGAUGAGGAAUCGCUACAAAAGAGACUUAGCCUGUUGAAAGUUGAGGAAAAAGUGAGAGAUUUACUCUGGGCUAAGUUUACCAACUCAAACAUGCCGAGUUCCUACAACCACAUGGAUACAGACAAACUGAGUGGGCUGUGGAGCCGUAUAUCCCAUCUGGUGUUGCCAGUGCAGCCUGAAUAUAUCCCCGCUGAAGAGAAGUGCUUGCAGGUGAAAUAACUUUUUAAAAAAAGAGCAAAGAGGGAAAUAAUAGUACAUCUAUUAGUGGUUAAAUAGGGUGAGGAUUUCCAGGUUGCGAAUCAACUGCUUUUGUAAGUGUGUGAUUCAAAAGUCAAAAUAGGCUUUACUUCUUUUCCAAGAAGCUGGGAAUUUGUGUAAAGAACUUGCAGAGUCUGAACAUGGCUCUGGUGAGUUGUCACUCCUGUAAUUCUUAGAGCCGAGGACCCUGUAACUGGGAAAAAGAACUCUUACUUGCUAGAUCAUGAAGUUAGCUUAUAUAACUUCCAUGUCCCUGCCGAGAAAGCUGUGAUUAGGAACAAUGUGGUAAUGAAGUAUAAUGGAAAAUGAGCACAUGGUUCUGUCUUCUUUCUGUACUUGAAGUUUGCUAGAAUAAACUACAAAGUCACAGCUGUGACCAAGACUUCAUAUAUCUAAGAACAAUUCUGUUUUGUUCCAUUUACCAAGAUCUGUGAGCUGAUUAACUCUUCUGUAAUUGCAGACUUUUGCUCUGUGCAUAACCCACCGUCAGGUUUGCUUGUGUUCAAUCAGUCCAUAACUUAGGUAAUCCAGAGUGGCAACCUGUAUCUCACCCCUGCCCCCUUUUUCCUACGAGGUACAUAAUAUGCACUUGUUCAGUUUAUUCUAACUUUGGGACUGCUGCACAGUUCUAAUGCUUCUAAUCCUUUUAAAUUCAGAACAGUAAGGCUCUUCAGUCUAUGUUGGGCCAACACCAAACAGACCAAUACAGGUUUCCUUCAGGGAUGGGAGUUUCAGGUGGAAAAGAUAUCCAACCUCCUGAGGGCACAUACUGCAUUUCUGCACUGCCCAACCAGGAGUGAAGGAAGCCACUUAUCCAGACAAAGCCCUGACACUAUAAAGUUUUAAAACUUUGAUCAAAAGAGGAACAGCAUUGGAUUGGUGUGAUUUAAAGUUAAGAUUGGGUCCUUUCUCAAAAUAAUUAAGUCAUCUGAAAGACUUAGGAAAAUUAAAUUGGAAAGGUUAUUUUGGAUAAGCACAGAUUAAUGGUGAGGAACUUAUUUAUUACAGAGACUAAGACCCAAGUCCUCACGUCUUGUUUGUUUAGGAUGUUUUCCACAAAUAUGCAGCUUUCCAUGUAAAUCAUCAUCUGACAAUUUCUAAAGUGUGUGACAUAAAAAUUUUGAAUGUCUCAUUCCAAACAGUCCUACAGAUUAUAUAUAGCAGGCUGACUAUUUUAAUCUUUUGUGAAAGUGAAUACUUGAACGUGAAUUAUAAUAUGUACACCUCAGAAUGUUGAUAGUAUUUGGCUUUUAUGUCAUUGAGCCACAAGGAUUUUAUUGUGUUUGAGGACCUUGUAAAAGCUGCAUUUUGGAAAUACAUUUUCAGAAUAGUUGCUUCUGCUUUUUUGCUUUUUGAAGACCCUCCUAGAUGACAUUUCCAAGUGUAUCUGCAAUGUGAACCUUAACAGUGGAAAGCUCAGCCUCCUUCAGAAGUACUGGAAAACCUCCUAGUCAUGUUCUGAAGAACUCAUGGGAGGUUUUACAUGUGGUUCAGCUACACAUUCCUUACUGAAAGUCAAAAAUGCAUUACUGAAUUGGCUUUCACAACUUGAAAGUAUUCCUGAACACUGGCAUUUAGAUACUUAAGAUUAAUCUUUUGGGUGUGGAACCAUGGUAAUAGCUAAAACAUAUAAAAAUGUUAGUUUUAUAUACAUGAGAAGGUCUUGCUAUAGAAAACUUCAUUCUUAAUCUCGACAAUGGUCUUACAGGGCAAAUGCUUUUAAUAAAUAUGGUGUACCAUAUGAAAAUGUCCAAGGAGCAGACAACUUGGAAAUAGAUUAAAGCUAUUUUAAUAAACAUUGCUUUAGUUUUAUA
Elgaria multicarinata webbii is the source of this 3554-nucleotide messenger RNA. RefSeq names its product torsin 1A interacting protein 1 (gene TOR1AIP1). Lineage: Eukaryota; Metazoa; Chordata; Lepidosauria; Squamata; Anguidae. The coding region runs from base 1 to 1701 and encodes 566 amino acids. Gene Ontology annotation, biological process: membrane organization. The transcript is spliced from 8 exons. Gene Ontology annotation, cellular component: membrane. The record is from RefSeq and is a predicted model, not a curated record. Gene Ontology annotation, molecular function: ATPase activator activity.